AUGUCUAAAUCCAUUGAUAUUAUACCAUCCUACCUAUCAGAGAGAAGAAUCAUAAUAGAGGCCGAAGGGUUACAAAAAACUGUGAUGGUAAAUAGCGGUGUACCACAAGGAUCAGAAACAUUAGAUCUGGAUGGAAAUAUAGAGACAGGGUCAUGCAGUAAAUACACCUACCUUGGGACUCAGAUAGAUUAUACCGGGCGAACAGAGAGCGAGGUCGAGGAAAGAAUACUGAAAGGCAAAAAAGUCAUCGGGUGCCUAAACUCAGUAUUAUGGUCCAAACACAUCUCAUAUGAGAAAAAACACACUAUUUAUAAUUCCAUCUUUAAAAGUAUAGUUUUAUAUGGAUGUGAAACAUGGCAGCUCACUAGUAGAAUGGAACAAAGACUAUUAGCACUCGAGAUGGACUUCUGGCGAAGAUCUGCGGGAAUAUCAAGAAUGGAAAGAGUAGCGAAUAUAAAGAUAAGGGAAAUUAUGCAUGUCCAGCAAACCAUAAUAAAUGAAAUAGAGAAAAGACAGCUGGUAUGGUAUGGGCAUGUAGAAAGAAUGAGUGAGGACCGAAUACCGAAGAAAGUUCUGAAAUGGAUACCAUCAGAAAGCAGAAAAAAGGGAAGGCCGAAAGCAACAUGGAUCGGAGGAAUACAUAAAGCUAUGUCGGAGAGAAACCUUCAUCCAGGUGAUUGGGAGAAUAGGAAAGGCUGGCAACUAAGUACCGGAAGGCGUAGGACGCUAUGA
Molecule: messenger RNA, 732 nt
Organism: Sitophilus oryzae (rice weevil)
Lineage: Eukaryota; Metazoa; Arthropoda; Insecta; Coleoptera; Curculionidae
Exons: 1
Coding region: 1-732 (243 amino acids)
Source: RefSeq, a predicted model, not a curated record